This is a messenger RNA of Cicer arietinum (chickpea), 916 nucleotides long. RefSeq lists its product as uncharacterized. The record is from RefSeq and is a predicted model, not a curated record. Gene Ontology annotation, biological process: regulation of DNA-templated transcription. Lineage: Eukaryota; Viridiplantae; Streptophyta; Magnoliopsida; Fabales; Fabaceae.
GCUUCGUUGGCAUUGACAUUUCUAGCACCUCAACAAUUAUUUAACACAUCUUCCUCUCAUUCAUUUCAUAUACUAUAACUCUCCAACAUUCAUUCAUAAUAAUUAACACUUUACACUCUCUCACAUACAAAUCUUAAUUACCAUUAUAUAUUUACACAUCCAUGGAAGAAGAAAACAUGGAAACACAAAGUAACAACAAAAUCAUACCUACAUUUCUUAGCCAAAACACAAAUACUACUCAUGAUGUUCAAAAGUCCUUGCAUGUUUUUCGGCGAAGCCGAAAGCGGUGGACGAAACAUGGUGACCGUGUAAUUGUUGUUGACGAGAAAGAAAAAGAAAAGGAAGAAAAUGAAGAUGAAAUGAAUGGAGAGGAUGAUAGAGAAGAGAUAGAGAGAAAGAUUAAUGCAUUGCAGAGGAUUGUACCUAAUGGUGAGGCUUAUGGUGUGGACAAGCUUUUUGAUGAAACUGCUAGCUAUAUUGUUGCUUUACAAUAUCAAGUCAAAGCAUUGAAGGCUCUUACUGGCUUCUUUCAAAAGUUGGAGAAAGAGAAAACUAAACUUGGUGGUUAGUUAAUUCAUUCAUUCAUUCUUCAUCAUCAAUCCAUCAUAAUCAUAUGGAAUGGAAUGGAAUCCCUUAAUUAGGUUAGCUUCUUUUUGUUUUUUUAUUUUUUAUUAUUUUUAUUUUUCCCACAAACCCAUUAGUUUUAGAUUUUUUUUUUGUUGGUUUUUUUUUUUUUUUUUAAUUUUGUUGUUGUACUUUUGGUUGGGAAUCCCAACUUGGGAUCAAGGAAAGUUUAUCCCAUUUUAUUAGAUUUUUUAAUUUAUUUUUUCCAUGUUUUAGUUUUAAUAUGUUUUUUUUACUUUAUAUUUAUUUAUAUGUUGCUUGAUAAUUUAACUAUGUUUUUAAUCGGCAGAAA